UUUUUUUUUCAUUCGAAGGCAUCAGUUUCAACUCCGAGUGCAUCAGUAAUUCCUCAUUCAAAGAACAUGUAAAGAUUCUUUAAUUCAUGGUUACAAAUGAUAGUAAAAUACUAGUUUAGCUGGUCAAAAAGCCUAGGUUCUCUCAAAUUAUGAUGCCUGGAUAUUACAUUAAUGUUUGUCUGUCUCUGUUUGCUAUUUUUGCAAUGGAAAUACUUGGAGUGAGAGUGGAGUCGGGCUUAUACAGUCGAGUUGAGCUCACUGGAGAGAAAGUCAAUCAAACUACUAUGGAUUACCUUCAGUCAGUUGAAUGGACCAAACUAAACAGAUCAUCUACGUGUCUAUGUCUUCAGUUUAAAAAAUACAGUGGUACCAAAAACUACAGUCAAUGCUGUGGGAAGGCUCAUUUCUAUUUAAACAACAACAGCCUCAUUUUGGAGAAUGUGACCGCACAGAAUGAAGGACUCUACACGGAAACUAUAGUUAUUGAAAACAGACCUACAAAAAGUUUAAACUUUACAUUACGUAUACUAUACCCUCUAAAUACAACAGACAUUAUGGUCUCCUGGACCUCCAAAUCAUCUGUGACUCUCAGGUGUGAAGUUACUGGCACAUUUCUGAAUCUUAAGUGGAUGAGAGAAGGUGUCUCCAUUCAAGAGGACCACAGAUACUCAAUCAGGAACCACACUCUACACAUCACCAAUAUAACCAGCUCAGAUUAUGGGAAAUACAGCUGUUUGGUUACAAAUCUAUAUGGAGAAUCAGAAAAACACAAAUAUAUCACUGGAGAAAACUCAACUCUUUCCCAAAUAAAUGGUACUACUGCUGCACCUCUGCGUCAGAAUAAUCUGAUUCUGAUUUCAAGUGGAUUUACACUCAUAGGUGUUUUAGGACUGUGCAUCGUGUUCGUCGUCAUUUUCAGAUACCAUCAGGGUCACUGUCACAGAAAAACACCAGACAGGAAGACAAGAGAGGACGAAGACACUGACCUUGGAGUUUAUCAGGAAAUAUCUGCCACUGAAGAGGUGACCGCUUUGCCGUAUGUCUACACAGACUUCAUUAAGCCAAAAGAGGCCAAUCAGGACUCAGCCGCUGCUGAACACUUUGAGGAGUUUGGUUACUCUGAGAUUGGACCAGCAGGCAGGGAGGAAACAGUCAUUUUGGAUUGUGCCAUCUAUGAAGAACAGGCCAGACCCGUCUCCUGAUGCUUUAGAGGAGAGACAGUUGAUAAGAAAGUUUCAUAUUCAUGAAUCUGGAGCAGCCUACAGCAACAACAGUCAUCUAAAGUGAAAGGAGCAGGCCAAUAACAAAAAUGUUACAUCCAAAUCAACCACAAGAUGGCAGCAAAAAGACCUAAAAAAACCCCCCAUAGCUCUGCUUUUUGCAUUCUUAGUGUUUUCUGAUAAUUACAAAUGCACAGAGACACAGCAGAAGAAAACUUCCAGGUGCAGUUGGAGGCAUCUUCAUAGUAAUAAUAAUUAUUGCAUCAUUAAAAUGUCAUUCAAUAAGCAUUUUUGAAACAUAUUCUCUUUAACAUCACUCUUUUUUACAUUUACAGUAUUAACUGUUUUCGACAUAACCUAUGCAUUUACCAUAUUAUAAUAGGUCUUGUCCACUGCACUGUAGCCUUGCAAAAACGUCAAGCAAAAAAAGCACAUAGUGCUUAAAAUUUCAAAUCACAUUUAAUAAGCAUGCACACUGUGAAAGGUCGCAAGUGUCCACCCUGCCCAAACGUUAAGCAAAAAAAGCACAUAGUGCUUAAAAUUUCAAAUCACAUUUAAUAAGCAUGCACACCGUGAAAGGUCAGAAGUAUCCACCCUGCCCAUUAGUGAAUGUCAUACACAGUUUUUAGAUAAAUGACUUAUGCCAUUCAGGACAAUUGGGAGAGCAAAAGUGUUUUGUCUUGCAUGGCAACCUCGACAUAUCUAUCAAAUGGCAUAUCAUUAAGUGGCAGUUUAAUUCAUACUAAAAGGCGAGUCUAGAUGUCAAUGAAGAGAGAGUCAAGUGACUUUGUCUUUUGAUCUUGGAGUUAUUUCGUUUUUUCCAUGCAAACUCUCUAAAUGGGCCGUAAAAGCAAAGACAAAAACAUUGAGAGACAGCUGAGUAUCAACAUCUGGCAAAGACAUAGAGACAUAAUGUGUAAAAGUCUCAGAGAAUAUUUAAUUUACAUUUUUAUAGACAGCUAGAGUACCUUCAUGUAUACCUAAAGCAAUGUUUUACUGGGAUUCUUCAAAGCAACCAGGAAUACAUUUUGCAACAUGAUGCAAAUGAUAGGUUAAUUUUUUUGUUUUUAGAAAAACAAAAAACAAAAAUGGUCAAAUAAACGAAUAAAACCAUUUCAGUUUAACAGA
Messenger RNA from Myxocyprinus asiaticus (Chinese sucker), 2348 nucleotides. RefSeq lists its product as uncharacterized. Lineage: Eukaryota; Metazoa; Chordata; Actinopteri; Cypriniformes; Catostomidae. The coding region runs from base 150 to 1202 and encodes 350 amino acids. The record is from RefSeq and is a predicted model, not a curated record. The transcript has 7 exons.